Molecule: messenger RNA, 2387 nt
Organism: Onychomys torridus (southern grasshopper mouse)
Lineage: Eukaryota; Metazoa; Chordata; Mammalia; Rodentia; Cricetidae
Gene: Slc5a11
Product: solute carrier family 5 member 11
Exons: 15
Coding region: 385-2346 (653 amino acids)
Biological process (GO): transmembrane transport
Cellular component (GO): plasma membrane
Molecular function (GO): D-glucose:sodium symporter activity
Source: RefSeq, a predicted model, not a curated record
GGGAGGCGGGAGAGUGGGUGAGUAAGGCAGCCCAGUGCCCAGGCUUUAGUCUCCCCUGCCUCUCCAGGCCAUGGGCCCCCUGCCAGGUGAGGGCACUGGCCAAGGCCCAGUGAGAGCAGGGCAGGCCCCUUUCCUCACAGGGGCCUGCUCAGAGUUCAAGGGUUCUGGGGAGAUCAUCCAGGCUUCCUUUAAACUGCUGCUGCAGCCGAGGCUGGAGUUUGGAGUUUGACCUGUGUGGAACUUUCUCAGCAGGGAGACAGAACCACCGCUAUCCUCUGCCGCAAAGGACAGGAAAUCCCAGGGGUGUCCCUCCUCACAGUCCCUGAGAACUUAGGGUGGUAGAGUCUGCACCCAGAAGAAGGACUGGGAAGUUCAUUCAGCACCAUGGAGAGCGGCACCCUCAGCCCUCAACCUCCACAGUCUGGUGCCCUGGAGGCUUUCCCCCAGAAGAGCCUGGAGCCUGGGGACAUUGCUGUCUUGGUUCUGUACUUCCUCUUUGUCCUGGCUGUUGGAUUAUGGUCCACAGUGAGGACCAAGCGAGACACAGUGAAAGGCUACUUCCUGGCUGGAGGUGACAUGGUGUGGUGGCCGGUGGGUGCAUCCUUGUUCGCCAGCAAUGUUGGAAGCGGACACUUCAUUGGCCUAGCAGGGUCCGGUGCUGCUGUGGGCAUUUCUGUCGCCGCCUAUGAACUUAAUGUAACCACGAUGCCAGAAUACCUAAGGAGACGCUUCGGGGGCAGCAGGAUCUCCAUCACCCUGGCUGUGCUCUAUCUGUUCAUCUACAUCUUCACCAAGAUCUCAGUAGACAUGUAUGCAGGCGCCAUCUUUAUCCAGCAGUCCCUGAACCUGGAUCUGUACCUGGCCAUAGUGGGGCUGCUGGCGAUCACAGCUCUGUACACUGUUGCAGGUGGUCUGGCUGCUGUUAUCUACACAGAUGCGCUGCAGACUGGGAUCAUGCUCGUAGGGGCAUUCAUCCUGAUGGGCUACAGUUUUGCAGCUGUUGGUGGGAUGGAAGGCCUGAAGGACCAGUACUUCUCAGCCCUGGCUAGCAAUCGGAGUGAGAACAGCAGCUGUGGUCUGCCCCGAGAAGAUGCCUUCCACAUCUUCCGGGACCCAGUGACCUCUGAUCUCCCUUGGCCUGGGAUCCUGUUUGGAAUGUCCAUCCCAUCUCUCUGGUACUGGUGCACAGAUCAGGUGAUUGUCCAGCGGAGCCUGGCUGCCAAGAACCUGUCUCAUGCCAAAGGAGGUUCCCUGAUGGCUGCGUACCUGAAAGUACUUCCUCUUUUCCUAAUGGUGUUCCCUGGUAUGGUCAGCAGGGUCCUCUUUCCAGAUCAAGUGGCCUGUGCUCAUCCCGACAUCUGCCAGCAGGUCUGUAGCAAUCCCUCUGGCUGUUCAGACAUCGCAUAUCCUAAACUUGUGCUGGAACUUUUGCCCACAGGACUCCGUGGGCUCAUGAUGGCUGUGAUGGUGGCGGCUCUCAUGUCCUCCCUCACCUCCAUCUUUAACAGCGCCAGCACCAUCUUCACCAUGGACCUGUGGACCCACAUCCGGCCACGGGCAUCUGAAAGGGAGCUCAUGAUUGUGGGCAGGGUGUUUGUGCUGGUGCUUGUGCUGGUCUCCAUCCUCUGGAUCCCUGUGGUGCAGGCCAGCCAGGGAGGCCAGCUUUUCAUCUACAUCCAAUCCAUCAGCUCUUACCUACAGCCACCAGUGGCUGUGGUCUUCAUUAUGGGAUGUUUCUGGAAGCGUACCAAUGAAAAGGGUGCCUUCUCAGGUCUGAUCUUGGGCCUGCUGCUAGGAUUGGUCAGGCUGGUCCUGGACUUUGUCUACGUGCAGCCUCGGUGUGACCAGCCCGAUGAUCGCCCAGCUGUGGUGAAGGAUGUCCACUAUCUCUACUUCUCCAUGAUCCUGUCUUCUGCCACCCUCGUUACUGUGAUCACUGUGAGCUGGUUCACAGAGACACCCUCCAAAGAGAUGGUCAGCCGCCUGACUUGGUUUACUCGUCAUGAGCCUGUGGUCCAGAAGGACCCAGUACCACUGGCAACCCCCCUGCCUACAACCCUUCCUCAGAAUAGGACUACAGAGGCCACCAGCACCAGCAUCCAACUGGAGACAAUUCAAGAAAAUCAGAACAAAGCCCAUAGCCAGGAUGUGUCCUGCAAACAGUCCAAGGUGCUGAAGGCUAUGCUGUGGCUCUGUGGAAUGGAAAAGGACAAAGAGGAGCCCCCAAGCAAAGCAGAACCUGUCAUAGUUUCCUUGGAGGAAAAUCCCCUGGUGAAAACCGUGCUAGACGUCAACUGUCUUGUGUGUAUCAGCUGUGCCAUCUUCCUCUGGGGCUACUUUGCUUAACACAGGGGAGCCCAGAGAAUCCAAGCUCUCUGUGUGUUUUC